Styela clava is the source of this 2819-nucleotide messenger RNA. Its product is annotated as abl interactor 1-like. The record is from RefSeq and is a predicted model, not a curated record. Gene Ontology annotation, molecular function: SH3 domain binding; signaling adaptor activity. Gene Ontology annotation, biological process: neuron migration. Gene Ontology annotation, cellular component: actin-based cell projection; lamellipodium; SCAR complex. Lineage: Eukaryota; Metazoa; Chordata; Ascidiacea; Stolidobranchia; Styelidae.
AUUUAUUAUAGGUUCAUCGCAGUAUUAUCGGUAUAUCUAUAGGUUUAAUAAUAAUGCAGUGAUAUUGAUUGUCUGAUAAUUCAACGAAUAAUUUGAUAGUCCAAUAUGGCAGAGCUUGAUAGUUUACUUCAUGAAGAAAUCCCAAGUGGAAGAAAAGCUCUUUUGGAUAGCAAAGCCAAUUUAGAAAAUGUCGCAAAUUAUUGUCAGCAGAUGUAUGUCGAUGCUGACAACAAAAAGACUGCACUUGAUGAAACAAAGAACUUCACAACUCAGUCUCUUGCAUCUGUUGCAUACCAGAUUAAUACAUUAGCAAGCAACAUGCUUCAUAUGCUUGAUAUACAGGCUGCUGAACUUGCAAACAUGGAGUCGUCAAUAAAUAAUAUUUCAAUGACUGUUGAUAUUCAUAAAGAGAAGGUGGCAAGGAGAGAAAUUGGUCUUCUCACAACAAACAAAGUCAUCACAAGAAAUCAUCAGAUUGUUGCACCAUCUAAUCCAGACAGAACUGUCAAGUAUGUACGAAAACCAAUUGAUUAUGCUGAAUUAGAUGAUGUAGGACAUGGUGUGAAACUUGCAAACCAAGGAUCUCAGAGCGGAAAUCUGAAUGUGAGGAGAGUCUCAAAAACUCCAAGUCCAAGUGUAGAUGGAAGGAAACGUGACAGCUUGAAAAGUGUCACCAGUUCAACUGGUUAUGGCACAAUACGAGCUGUGCGAACACCGACUGUACCAACUGACUUCACCGCAAGUACAAAACGACUUCCCACCAUGUAUCGAAAUCGAACAAACAGUAACAGCAGUUCAGGUUCUGGAAGUAUGAGCUCCAGUGGUGGUUAUUACCCUGGAUCAGGCCCUGCUGCUUCACAGAAUUCCCAAUCUGUAUCAAUGGCCCCUCCACCGGUGCAAGGACCUCCAGCACCACCUAGUGUGCCUGGUGUUAUGCCACCGCCACCAGUGAUGUCACCCACAAUGCCACCGCCACCCCCAAUGGAAGGGGCUCCACCCCCACCUCCUCCACCAGUGAUGGCCCCACCACCACCUCCAAUGUCGCCAGGAUACAGCACACCCAGUGUUGGGAGGGUUCCUACAAUGCCUAACACAAAUGAGGGAUAUGCUUCUGCAGCUGUCUAUGAUCCUCCACUCCCUCCACCUCCUCCAUCAUUUGACACGGAUACAUCUGAUCUGCCUCCACCAAAUGAUGUGCCUGGCAUUCCACUGCCUCCACCAGAUGAUACACUGAUGAUGCCUCCACCACCACCAGAUGGUUUACCAAACCAAUACAGCAAUCAUAAUGAUUCGAAUUAUGGUUCAUCAGAUCCAAGUUGGGCACCAAGAGAAUAUUUGCAUAAAGUCAUUGCUAUCUAUGAUUAUUCUGCUGAAAACGCAGAUGAACUCUCACUUCGAGAAGAUGAAGUCGUGUAUGUUGUAAGGAAGAAUGAUGAUGGUUGGUAUGAAGGAGUACUGAAUGGAGUAACAGGACUUUUUCCUGGGAAUUAUGUCGAGAUAAUUUCUAUCUGAAAUUCCUGCCUGAAUAUGCUUGUGGGUUGCAGGUGAUCGAAGCUGGAUCAAAUAGAACUGCAUUACUUAGUCGGAAAAUGUUUCACAUCUCUUAUACUGUUGUAUGCAUUGUUGCCUUUAUAUGGGUUAUGUAAUAUACAUUUAUAAUCUGGUUAAAGUCAUUGUUUAAAAUCUGAAUUUUGUUGGAAGAUGCUUUGAAGACAUUGGGAUUGAAAUAAAAAGAGAAUGAUGGAUAGUUUCUCUUACUGUUAGCACUUUAUUAUCUAUCUGCACAGAAGGCAAUUAAUGGAAUGAUAUUUCUGACUUUAGUUUUAAAUACUAAUUUUUGGGAUUAAGGUAUAAUUUGACUAUGCUGCCUCUUUUCUAAUUCUAAAAUAUUACUCUUAUCUAUUUUUUAUGUUUGAAAAUGUAUAAGGUAUCAUCGAAUAUGAUUUUUCAUUUAUCUUUCGAGUUUCAGAAAUUACUGCUGCUAUGUACAAUAAAAAUGAACUAGCAGAUAUCUGAGAGUCUAGGUUCACACAAUUUCACAUUAUUCCAUAUCAUGUAUCAGUAGUCAAUUUUGUGCAUGCUCUCUAAUUCUGUUUACUACUUUUCAUUUCACUCAUCUAUUCCUAUAGUUAUAUCAUCGAAUUUCAUUUAAUUUGUUCGAGAUCUGUGCUUUUAACUUUAAUUUCCGUUAAAACAUUCUCACCUACAGACUGAAUCUUAACCAAGUAAUUAUCUAACUGGGACCAUUUAAAACAAUCUUAUUUCUUGUUGAACACACUCAAAUGUUUUGGAUGCAUGGCAUUUGCUUAAUUUAGGUAGACAUAACUUGGCAAUGUGAGGAAGUUGUUUUGCCCCAUUUUAGAAGAAUAACUCAUUUCCCCUCUAUCGCCGCAUUUGAGAAGCUGAUCACUCAUUUGUUUAUUAGGUGUUAUUUUGUUACCUUCGUCGCACAAAAAGAAACAAAUAUAAUUCAGUGUAUCCAUUGCUUUAUUUGAGUCUUUAUUGUUAUAUCAUAGCUUUACUCAAGAUCAACUAAUCGACCAAUAUAAUAUAAUUUUCUUGUAUUUCAUUACAUUUGCUGAGACUACUCAACUAAUGAAAUUAUAAUGUUUCUUUUGUGGCUCUUCCGUUUUUUUCUCUUUUUAUAUCCUAUUACUAUUAUAGGCCAGCAUUGACCUUCAUGGUAAGAUAAUUUCCAAUUGGUUAUCACAUAAAUAUAUUUAAUACUAACUACCAUAUAUUGUAUUCGGAGGAACAUAUCUUGCCUUUUUGGAAAUACAAUACGGUUUCUAGGCAAUACAAUAACAAAUGCCGGUAUA